This is a messenger RNA of Ziziphus jujuba (common jujube), 372 nucleotides long. RefSeq names its product glycine-rich protein. Bases 1 to 372 code for a protein of 123 amino acids. The transcript is spliced from 2 exons. Lineage: Eukaryota; Viridiplantae; Streptophyta; Magnoliopsida; Rosales; Rhamnaceae. The record is from RefSeq and is a predicted model, not a curated record.
AUGGUCUCCAAGGCUUUUGCUUUCCUGGGUUUUCUGCUCUUCCUUGUUCUUCUCAUUGCUACUCAUGUCUCGGCUAGAGGCUUGCUCAGACUUCCAAUGCUGACAACAAAAACGUGGAUGCCACAAAUAAACUCCAAUGGGGUGGAUGAAGCAAAAUACGGCAAUGGAUAUGGUGGAUACCCUGGCGGCAGUGGUGGAUAUAAUAAUGGUCGUCGAGGUGGUUAUGGCGGUUACCCUAGACGUGGUCGCGGUGGUGGUUGCUACUACGGUUGUCGCAGGCGUAGUUACCAUGGAAGAGGCUGUGCUAGGUGCUGCUCUUAUGCUGUUGAAGAUGUUGAUGCUCAAACAGAUCAUGACCAACCUCACAACUAA